GAAUGCGAGCGUGACCUUUGACCUGACGUCUCGCGUUGUUUACGACCCGACGGACUAGAGCACUGUUGCUGUCCGACAGACCCCUUUUCUUUAGCUCGUGCUUUCAAACAUACAUUCAGCAUCAAGCCGGUCUCACGUGCAUACGUGGGAAAAAUAAAGUAGGAUAAAAUGGUCCCGCACAAUUAAGGAGACAGUGAUGCCAUAGGGAAAGGAGGCACUGCCAAGUCUCCUCCAUCUGGAGGGGGGAGGCGGAGAGGCGUCAUCUGAAAAUGGCAACUGAACUCCAGGAAGCUAUUUUCGUGGCCAAGAAGGAGCGCCACAAAAACCUGUUCCUGAACUACAGGAACCUGAACAAUUUCCCGGUAGAGCUGCUGAAGGAUGAAGGCCUGCGGUUCCUGGAGAGACUGUACAUGAAGAGGAACUCGCUCACGACGCUGCCUGACAAUAUUGCUCAGAAGCUCCCAAAUCUGAUUGAACUGUAUUUGCACUCAAACAACAUAGUCAUUAUUCCUGAAGCUAUUGGAAACCUGGCCAGACUGCAGUCACUGGACCUGAGCAAUAACGUCCUCCAGUUCCUCUGUCCAGAGAUUGGCCGACUGAGAUCUCUACGGCACCUUAGACUGUCCAAUAAUCAUCUGAAAUGCCUUCCUCCAGGUGAAACAACACCUGUAUUCCUUAUGGCCUUCUUUAAGAGAGAGAUCGGGGAUCUGCAGGACCUGGAGACCCUGGACGUGUCGAUGAACCAGCUGAUUUCGCUCCCCGAUCGGCUGCACCGCUGCGCGUCGCUGCAGAAUCUGACAGCCGACCACAACCUGCUGGGACACGUUCCCCGGCAGCUCUGCUGCCUGCACCGCCUCAACCAGCUCUCCAUGGCCGCUAACCGGCUGACCUUUCUCCCGCUCGAUAUGGGCCGAUCACGAGAGCUGCAGUUUGUGUUCGUGGACAACAACGUUGACCUGAAAGGCCUUCCCUCCUACCUGUAUAACAAAGUCAUCGGCUGCAGCGGGUGCGGCAUGUCCACCCACGGGCUGGAGGGCGACCAGAGGGAGGCACUGGGCGAGGCGCUGAGCGAGGUUCUGGUCGGGCUUCCCGUCGAAGUGAAGGUGGUGGGCUGCGAGGCGGACAGCGUGAUCCCCCUGGAGGAGAUCGCCAUGAGAGCUCUGCACCGCAUCUACCGCCAGCCGCCGACAGACCUCAACUCGCUGCCUCCCAUCACCCUCCCCAAGAGCCUGCUGGACCUCCUGCAGUUCCCCCUGGGACACUGCCACCGCUGCAGCCAGACCAUGUUUACCAUCAUCUACCCCAAACUCUUCCCCCUCCGUGACACGGCGCUGGCAGGCGUGCACCGCAGGACAACGGUGAGUUUCGUGGCCUAUUGCUGCUCCAGUCGCUGCCUUCGGACCUUUGACCUCCAGGGAUGACGCUGUUUCCUCUUCCCCGCCGCACACAGGAGCUGCCGAGCGGUUGUUUCCAAAAAAGGUGGCAGGUUGGCGGCUUGUAGUUUGUGCCCAUCUUGGGGGACGGCGAGCUCUGCGCUUCACCGGCGGCGUGAAGGAGAACCAUGGAGAAGUUUGGAGGGUCGCACAACGUUUCAAGGACAAGACUUGAACCUAUACGGGAUUUUCCUGAAUCCAAAUGACUGGAAGGGAAGCAAUUGUCUGUGUGUUCUGGGAGGUCGGAACAAUAACACCGUGUGUGAACAGUAAACUUACAGUAAUAGACCUGAAGUCACUAACAAAAGGGCACUUUGUAAGAACAGGGACCGUUUUGGUUUUGAUGAAAUCUGCUAUUUUUCAGACAGAGGUUUAUUGCAGCAGACUUAUUAUUGCUUGUUGAGUCAUAUUCGAGGUAUUGACACUUCUAGUACAGUUUUUUACUGAUUAUUGAAGAAAAGAAAGGGAGGGGGCAGGCAAUGUGGCUUUAUUUCACAUGCGUCAUUUCCAGGAGCAGGCACAGAGAAAAUAUUUGAAAAAAUUAAUUUAUUCAUAAAAGUCCGUAAAACAAGACAAGUAUUCGUCUCAUAUUCGUUAAACACUGUUUCCAGUGUCGGUCAUAUUGGGCAGGUAUACUUCUUUUUUUUUUUAUGUGACUGCUUUUGGAAAAUGAUUUGCUAUGUUAACAUGCUUUAAAAAAACAAUGUUUUUAUCUUCACAUAAACCUCAAUGUGGUCUAAAAUAAAAGUGGCAUGGAGUCAAAACGGUGGAGCACGUUUCACGUCCGGAGGUCAGAGGUCACGGCGCGGGUCUCGCGUUGAACCGAUGCUCGCGUGUUAAUGUCCAUCACUGUUGUACGAUUCUAAUUCAUCAUUUGUUUUUGAUUCUCUUGCGUUUGGCAGUAAAUGUUGACAACAAC
This is a messenger RNA of Cyclopterus lumpus (lumpfish), 2352 nucleotides long. It is a transcript of the gene lrrc28, whose product is annotated as leucine rich repeat containing 28. The record is from RefSeq and is a predicted model, not a curated record. The transcript is spliced from 10 exons. The coding region runs from base 270 to 1421 and encodes 383 amino acids. Gene Ontology annotation, molecular function: protein binding. Lineage: Eukaryota; Metazoa; Chordata; Actinopteri; Perciformes; Cyclopteridae.